UUUCUGAGCACAGAAAGUAAACAAGUUGAUUUAAGUUAAUCGGUGCUGAUAUUUUUAUGUAUUUCGCCAAUAUAUAUGCUAAAGUAAUAAUAGAAUAUGUCGGACAUAGACGGCAUUUUCUCGCUGCGGCUGGUAAUUGCCGAUUUUUAUAUGGAAAAGCCUAUAUUUGGGCUCGAUCCGUGUUACUCUGAGCUGCGCGGCAAGGAAAUAAAGCGCGUGCCCAUUGUGCGCAUAUUUGGUGCGAAUGCCAGUGGCCAGAAAUGUUGCAUGCAUGUGCAUGGCGUCUUUCCCUACUUGUAUAUACCCUACGAUAAACGGGACUUUGAAACUGUGGAACGGGGCAUAUUGCAAAUAGCCAUGCAUUUGGACAAGGCCAUCAAUAUAUCGUUGGGGCAGGGCAAUUCCAAUGCGCAACAUGUCUUCAAAAUACAAUUGGUUAAGGGAAUUCCCUUCUAUGGCUACCAUCGCACGGAGCAUCAGUACUUUAAGAUUUUCAUGUUCAAUCCGCGCUUUGUGCGACGCGCAGCUAAUUUACUGCAAAGCGGCGCUAUAUUGAGCAAAAAUUUCAAUCCACACGAAUCGCAUGUACCCUACAUUCUGCAAUUCAUGAUCGAUUAUAAUUUGUAUGGCAUGAGCUAUUUGCAUGUGCCGCUUGAGAUUGUCAAAUUUCGUAGGCAAACAGAGGAAGAUGUUGUGGCGUAUGCGAAUGUGAAGCCGCAACAGCUCUUGGAUCCCACUGCUGUUAAGAAAGUCGCCUGCAGUGCUUUAGAAGUAGAUAUUAGCUCAAACUUUAUACUGAAUCGCUUCCAGUUGAUCACCAAAACGACUUCAACGCACACAAACCCCGGCAUUGAGGCUAUUUGGCAUGAUGAGCAUGUGCGACGACAGAAACUGGCUGAGAGCUAUGGCGCAGAUAGCCAGAAACUAAAUGCGCUGCCUGUGCUGCAAGUGCCGCCCACACAGGAGCGCCCGAAUGUUGAAAUAGCUGAGAGCGAUAAUUUCUAUCGCGCUGCUCUAGAGAGCAAGCUGCUAUCCUUGGAACAAACUGUGAGCGGGGAACAAACUCUAGCCGAUCAGACACAGAUCAACAAUAUAAAUAUCACGCUGCAAACAAGCGCCAAGGAACAGCGUCGUCAAUUUAAUUUACGAAAGCUUUUGGUAAACGCCGUUUAUCCAGAAGAAUGCAGUCAGGAUGCGCAGCAGCAGUUGGUCAAUGCAUCUGUUAUACAAAAUCAUCUAUCGGGCAGCGGGAGUGCGCAUAGUCUAGUGCGUGAUGCUGAGAACGAGGAUGAAGCGGCCUUUUUGGACGAUACGUUAGUCGAUGAGGAGCUGCUACAACAAGCUAAUGGUCCAGUGCCACAUGAUGCUACAUUGCGCGAGGAGGACUUGGAGCUGCUUGAAGUGCUGCAACAGCUGGAGGAGCAGAACGCAAAUGAGUCCCACAUCGAUUUGGAUAGUUCGCUAGCGCAGCUCUCACAGCAGCAUAAACAGUUUGAGCUAACGCCUGAGUUGCUGGACAAACAAACAGCUGCAGCAGCCACACAGCAGCCGCUGUCUGAUGACGAAAGUGACAACUCGGAUGAAGAGAACACAGCUGGCACUGCACAUGACUUUUCCAUUGCUCUCGAUGAUAUUGAUGAGCUGCUGCUUAAGCUCAGUCAGAGUCAGAGUCAGCCUGAUGCUGCGCCUAGUCAGCAGCGUGAGAUGCCCCAAGUCGACGGCGCUGAUGAUCAAUUGCAACGCACUCCCACUAAAGCCAGGACCAGGGCACAACAACGCACUUCACCGCGUACGCCCACGACACCCAAGAGUCGUAUAAGCAUGCAGCAGCCACGCACGCCCAAGUCAAAUGUGGCCAAGAAAUAUGCGCCUCUACCAUUGAUCAUAACCAAUAGAUCUGCACAGAAGCAAUCGGAUGCAGCUGCUACUGCAGCGCUAGCUAGCAGCGCCAUCAAGAAGCACCUGAGCCAGCAGCUUGAGUCGAACGUUAAGAGCACAGCUAUACCACUUCGCAAAAAGCUAGCUAUGUCAGAGCUGCGGCGAAAGACCAUUUCUGCAGACUCUUUCGCAGAAGUGAAAGCCCUGCAACAGGCGGAUGACUGUACUCCUCUACGUCGCAGCACGCGCCGUAGCACACGCGAUUUGGACAAAACUCACAUUAUUUGCUCUCUGACGCCGCGUCAGAAGAUGUCGAGCAUUUCGAAUGUCUUUGCAGCAUCGCCAGCGGAGUCUCUAGUCGAACAGAAGCAACCACGUCGCAGUACACGCAACAAAGCUAAACAAGAUGUAGAGCAGAAACCUGUUCCUAAGCCAAAGCUCUAUUUGGAUAAGAUUAGCCCGCUGGCAGAUUCCCCUGCUACGACUAGUGAUGAUGAGGCAAUUGUAUCUGAUACAGAGAGCGAUAGAUCGACACCCAAGCCAAAUUUGAGGCGUUUACGGCGCAGCUUUCGAGAAUCGCUGCUGGCGAAACGAGCGACACCUCAGAGUAAAAUAUUAGAAAGCCAUUCACCAGCCACACCAAAGAGUGUUAGGAGCCAAACUCCAGCGAACUCACUGGCAGCGAAUACAAAGAGUCAACCUGCAACAAUUCCAGUGCACGAGAGUUUAAGGAGUCGAGCUGCCGAAAGUCCCAUGCCAAAGAGUUCUAUGAGCCAAACUGCAGCGAGUCCAGUACCAGAGAGCGCAAGCAGUCGAGCUUCAAUAAGUGCCCUACCAGAGAGCGCAAGAAGUCCAGCGCCAGCAAGUUCAAUGCUAGAGAAUGAAAAUGCGUCAAGUGCCAAAAGUCGAACCCUGCCAAGUCCAAUGCCAGUGAGAUCUAUGAAUCAUACUCCAAUAAAUCAAUUGCCAAUACCUGCGACUCCCACUCAAUCUGAAAAAGUUGGAGCAGCAGAUGUACCUGAAAAGGAAGCAAUAGGCACACCACAAUGUAGUCCAUGUAGCAUAGAUUGUAACACGCCAGAGCUAAUGAAAAGUUUCUAUGAGCAUUCGUUGAUUAUAAACAGUCCAUCUGUAUUCAGCGAUGACAUAGACAGUCCAGAGUUGUCGGCGGAAACGAAGCUCGUGGCUAAGCCUGGCGUGAGUUCAAGCAACUCUGCAGAUCCCAACACAUUUGUGAUAACUCCCUUAGAGUUGCCGCCCAGUUAUGAGGAGGUAUUGCACAGCUGUCGCAAAUUGGACAUAUGCCCCGAGUAUGUGUUCCAGCAACCGUACUAUAGCAAUCCUGCCGACGUUAGUAAAAUGACCGAGGUGGGUUUUUUGGUAUUGCGCAUUCCUGGCAAUAAGCUCAACGAUUUGGAGCCCUUCGAAAGUUGCGUUCUCAAUAGCAAUCAAGGUCUGGCUGCCUGGCGCAGAAGGCAAUUGGUAUCGAUUGGUGGACCGGCUAUGUUGCAACGCUAUCGGAAUGAGCAGCAGGUGCGGGAGUACUUCAGCAGCGAGCAACGUCUGGUCAUGGAGCCAGCAAUGAGUCCGCCCAGCAGGCAGGAUGCCAAACUGUGGUUGAAAGCAAGGGAACUGCACAAGCAGCGCCAAGGCGGAAAGGAAGAGCUGCAUCCUGUAGGCAAUGAUGUGGACAGCCCUAUAAAAGUCAAGCGUCAAAAAAUAACUAUGAUGCUUAAUGAAGUCGAAGCAGAGGGUGGAGCCAGUGGCGAUGAGGAUGGGGACCUGAAUUGCAGUGGGCUAACACUAACGCCCAUGUCACAGACGCCGCAGCACAGUGGCACAGACAAGCCCCAAUUGAAGGGCACACCGCUGAGCAGUAAGAUGCGCUCUAAGCGUGCCACAAAACUUCAAUUUGAAGCAGCACGGGAUGAGCAGCCAGGCAGCAGUCAAUCCAGCGAGAAAAGCGUGAGCAGCGAUGCUGCCUUGGAGGCGCUGGAGCGCAGUUCAUUCGUUAGGAGUAUCAGCAGCGGACGCAAUAGUCAUGAGCUCAGCUUCGGGCUAACCAAUGCCACGCUGGACAACACCUUCGGCUUUAAGGUAAAUCUGGAGAAUUUACAACAGGCCAAAGCGGAUAUAGAGUGCAACUAUUUGACUACCAUGACACUGGAGCUGUUUGUGCCGACGCGUGGGGAACUGCUGCCGGAUCCGUUACAUGAUGAGAUACGUUGCCUAUUCUAUGCCAUAGAGCACAGCUUGCCGGAGCAGUCACAGUCGCUGCCUAGCAAAGCCUGCGGCUAUAUCAUCGUUAGUGAUGGUCAGGAUAUUUUAAAAGAAGGACGUCAUCAUGGCCUGGAUGCGGAUAUUGAGCUGCAGGUGGUGCAGAGCGAAGCUCAGGCAUUUGAGGCUUUGCUUGCGCUCUGCACACGCUGGGAUGCGGACAUCUAUGCUGGCUACGAGAUCGAAAUGAGCUCCUGGGGCUAUGUGAUUGAGCGUGCCAAGCAUUUGUGCUUCAAUAUUGCGCCCCUGCUGUCCCGUGUGCCCACCCAGAAGGUGCGCGACUUUGUAGAUGAAGAUCGUGAAUCGUUUACAGAUCUCGAUGUGGAGAUGAAGCUCUGUGGUCGCAUCCUUUUAGAUGUUUGGCGUCUAAUGCGCUCCGAGAUUGCGCUCACCUCGUACAGCUUCGAGAACGUAAUGUAUCACAUCCUGCACAAGCGUUGUCCCUGGCAUAGUCCGCGUGCUUUGAGCGAUUGGUAUGCCUCGCCUUGCACCCGCUGGAUUGUGCUCGAGUAUUAUUUGGAACGUGUGAGGGGCACCUUGGCGCUGCUCGACCAGUUGGAUCUGCUGGGUCGCACGAGUGAGAUGGCCAAACUGAUUGGCAUACAGUUCUAUGAGGUGCUCUCACGAGGCUCACAGUUUCGUGUGGAGAGCAUGAUGUUGCGCAUUGCUAAGCCCAAGAAUUUGGUGCCACUUUCGCCCAGUGUGCAGCAGCGCGCCCACAUGCGUGCCCCAGAGUAUUUGGCACUUAUCAUGGAGCCCGAGUCACGUUUCUAUGCUGAUCCGCUCAUCGUGCUGGACUUUCAAAGUCUGUAUCCUAGCAUGAUUAUAGCUUACAACUAUUGUUUCUCGACGUGCUUGGGCCGUGUGGAACAUCUGGGCAGCAGCACUCCGUUUGAAUUUGGUGCCUCGAUGUUGCGUGUCUCACGGCAGUUGCUGCAGCAGUUGCUCGAACGCGAUCUGGUCACCAUUUCGCCAUGUGGCGUGGUCUUUGUUAAGCGGCAGGUGCGCGAGGGCAUAUUGCCGCGCAUGCUCAGCGAGAUUCUGGACACGCGUCUCAUGGUGAAGCAGUCGAUGAAGCUGCAUCGCGACAGCUCCGCGUUGCAGCGUGUGCUCCACUCUCGGCAAUUGGGCUUGAAGCUGAUGGCAAAUGUAACCUAUGGCUAUACGGCGGCCAAUUUUAGUGGACGCAUGCCCGCCGUCGAAGUGGGAGAUUCAGUAGUAUCCAAGGGUCGCGAGACCUUGGAGCGUGCCAUCAAAUUGGUGGAGACGCAUGAGAAGUGGAAUGUGCGUGUUGUUUAUGGCGAUACGGAUUCCAUGUUUGUUCACGUGCCAGGACGCGAUCGUGCUGAGGCCUUUCGCAUAGGCGAGGAAAUUGCUCAAGCAGUAACUGAAAUGAAUCCGCAUCCGGUUAAACUGAAACUGGAGAAGGUCUAUCAGCCGUGCAUGUUGCAGACUAAGAAACGUUAUGUCGGCUACAUGUAUGAGACGCCAGAACAAAGGGAGCCGGUGUAUGAGGCGAAGGGUAUUGAAACGGUGCGACGAGAUGGUUGUCCAGCUGUGGCCAAAAUGCUGGAGAAGGUGCUGCGAUUGCUGUUCGAAACGGCAGACGUGAGUCAAAUCAAACAGUACGUGUGCCGCCAAUUCACCAAGCUGCUCACUGGUCGUGCCAAUCUGCAGGAUCUGAUCUUUGCCAAGGAAUUUCGCGGACUGAAUGGCUACAAGCCCACAGCCUGUGUGCCGGCACUGGAGAUGACGCGCAAAUGGAUGUUAAAGGAUCCCCGACGCGUGCCACGUCGUGGCGAGCGUGUGCCCUUUUGCAUCGUCAAUGGACCGCCAGGUAUGCAGCUAAUUCGUUUGGUGCGUAGUCCACACGAGAUACUGGCCAAUGAAGGCUACAAAAUCAAUGCGAUUUACUAUAUAACCAAGGCUAUCAUACCUCCACUAAAUCGCUGUCUGCUGCUCAUAGGAGCUGAUGUGAAUGAUUGGUUUAGCAACUUGCCACGCAAACUGCUCAUGACACCUGCCCUCUCGACAGCCGGCGAGCUGUUGAAUCGCGGCAAUGCCAAGUCCACCAUUUCACAAUAUUUCUCAACGACCAACUGCAUCAUUGAGUGCGGCCGCCAGACCAAAGAGGGUAUCUGUACUGAGUGUGCGCGCAUGCCAAACAAAUGCGUGGUCACGCUCCAGGCAAAACUUGCGCAGCUGGACCGUGGCUACAGAUUGACCCAACAGAUAUGCCAAGCUUGUUGUGGCAGAUUGGGUGACCUGCAGUGCGGUUCUUUGGAUUGCCCGGUGCUCUAUGUGUUGGAAGUGAAACGCCGAGAGCUGCAGCAGAUGCCAUUUAUACGGAAACAGCUAGAGGAGCGUUUCUAG
Molecule: messenger RNA, 6528 nt
Organism: Drosophila hydei
Lineage: Eukaryota; Metazoa; Arthropoda; Insecta; Diptera; Drosophilidae
Gene: DNApol-zeta
Product: DNA polymerase zeta catalytic subunit
Exons: 14
Coding region: 97-6528 (2143 amino acids)
Biological process (GO): translesion synthesis; double-strand break repair via homologous recombination
Cellular component (GO): nucleus; zeta DNA polymerase complex
Molecular function (GO): nucleotide binding; DNA binding; DNA-directed DNA polymerase activity
Source: RefSeq, a predicted model, not a curated record